GGGAGGGGAAAUUACUGACAUUUGUUCCACGACUCACCAGGGGACUGAAAUACUGAGUGGCUCAGAAUAAUGUAAUCAUAUAUAUAUAUUUUUUUAUGACUUGAAAUUACUGUUGUAUAAUAUAAGUAUAUUUGAUGAACAUCGUUACACUUAAAAAAAGAAGUGUAAAUUAAUUUAAAAUAGAUGAAUAGUGGUGGAUAUUGUAGGCUACAAAGGCUGUGGACAGAGUUAGCCUAUUGUAUUUGAGAGAAGAAACCUUCACUGUAGAAUUACAGCCCCAGAUUGGAGUUGCUUGUGAGAUCAGUAACGAGGAACCGCUAACAGGAUUGGUCAACAUAGAGACAGAGUUGAAUCUGGGGCUUUUCACUAUUGUGCUGGUCUAACGAGAGAGAGCAGUUUGCUGUCUUUUUGUAGCCUGCCGGUGACGAGACAUCAGGGCGAAGAAGCCUACUGUGUCGCAUUGACUUCGACUCAUUGAAGACGUUGGGGAGUGACGGGGUGCGGAUCACCAUGGAGAGUGCCCUGACGGCCAGGGACCGGGUGGGUGUACAGGACUUCGUCCUGCUGGAGAACCACACCAGCGAGGCAGCCUUCAUGGAGAACCUCCGCAAGCGCUUCAAGGAGAACCUCAUCUAUACGUACAUCGGCUCAGUCCUGGUGUCGGUGAACCCCUACAAGGAUCUGGAGAUCUACACCAAGAACCACAUGGAGCGCUACCGAGGUGUCAACUUCUACGAGGUCUCUCCCCACAUCUACGCGGUGUCUGACAACUCCUACCGGUCCAUGCGGACGGAGCGUAAGGACCAGUGCAUCCUCAUCUCAGGGGAGAGCGGUGCCGGCAAGACGGAGGCCUCGAAGAAGAUCCUGCAGUACUACGCCGUGACCUGUCCCGCCAGCGACCAGGUGGAGACGGUCAAGGACCGCCUGCUGCAGUCCAACCCUGUCCUAGAGGCUUUUGGAAACGCCAAAACGUUACGCAACGACAACUCCAGCCGCUUCGGUAAAUACAUGGACAUCCAGUUUGACUUCAAGGGUGCUCCGGUAGGGGGCCACAUCCUCAACUACCUGCUGGAGAAGUCACGGGUGGUGCACCAGAACCACGGAGAGAGGAACUUCCACAUCUUCUACCAGCUGAUUGAGGGGGGUGAGGAGGACCUGCUGCGGCGCCUGGGCCUGGAGAGGAACCCCCAGCAGUACCAGUACCUCGUCAAGGGGAACUGUCCCAAGGUGAGCUCCAUCAACGACCGCAGCGACUGGAAGGUGGUGAGGAAAGCCCUGUCUGUCAUCGGCUUCAACGAGGACGAGGUGGAGGAGCUGUUAAACAUUAUUGCCAGUGUUCUUCACUUGGGGAACAUUCAGUAUGGAGGAGAGGACAGCGGCAAUGCCUACAUCACUACAGACACACAGAUCAAAUACCUGGCUAGGUUACUAGGUGUGGAUGGUUUGGUCCUGAAAGAAGCGCUAACACACAAAAAGAUCAUCGCCAAAGGGGAAGAGCUGAAGAGCCCUCUGAACCUGGAGCAGGCAGCGUCGGCGCGGGACGCCCUGUCCAAGGCCGUGUACGGCCGUACCUUCACCUGGCUCGUCAACAAGAUCAACGUCUCCCUGGCUUACAGGGAUGAGACUUAUAAGAAUGCUUCUGUCAUUGGUCUCCUUGAUAUCUAUGGUUUUGAAGUCUUCCAGCACAACAGUUUUGAGCAGUUCUGCAUUAACUACUGCAACGAGAAGCUGCAGCAGCUCUUCAUCGAGCUCACCCUCAAGUCCGAGCAGGAUGAGUACGAAGCGGAGGGAAUCACGUGGGAGCCUGUGCAAUAUUUCAACAACAAGAUCAUCUGUGAUCUGGUGGAGGAGAAGUUCAAAGGCAUCAUCUCCAUUCUGGAUGAGGAGUGCCUGAGGCCAGGUGACGCCAGUGACAUCACCUUCCUGGAGAAGCUGGAGAAUACUGUGGGAGGCCACGCCCACUUGACAACUCACAAGCUGGCCGAUGGAAAGACCCGGAAGGUGAUGGGCCGAGAGGAGUUCAGACUGCUGCACUACGCUGGCGAGGUCAACUACAACGUCAACGGCUUUCUGGACAAGAACAAUGACCUCCUCUUCAGGAACUUGAAAGAGGUCAUGUGUAUGUCUGAUAAUAAGAUUCUGACCCAGUGCUUUGACCGGGCGGAGCUGAAGGACAACAAGAGACCUGAGACGGCAGCGACCCAGUUCAAGACCAGCCUGGCGAAGUUAAUGGAGAUCCUGAUGUCCAAGGAGCCGUCGUAUGUGCGCUGCAUCAAGCCCAACGAUGCCAAGCAAGCAGGACGGUUCGACGAGGUUCUCAUCAGGCAUCAGGUGAAGUACCUGGGUCUGAUGGAGAACCUCCGCGUGAGGAGAGCUGGCUUUGCCUACCGCCGCCACUAUGAGACCUUCCUCCAGAGGUAUAAGUCCCUGUGCCCAGAGACCUGGCCUAGCUGGCAGGGCAAGCUGGCAGAUGGAGUCUCCACACUGGUCAAACACCUGGGUUACAAACCUGAGGAGUACAAGCUGGGCAGAUCCAAAAUCUUCAUCCGUUUUCCAAAGACCCUGUUCGCCACAGAGGACGCGCUAGAAACGAGGAAACACAGCCUUGCCAGCAAACUGCAGUCAUCCUGGAAGGGCUACAGCCAGAAGACCAAAUACCGCAAACUCAGGUCAUCAGCGGUGGUGGUCCAGGCAUGGUGGAGGGGCAUCCUGGCCUGUAGGAGGGCACAGCGUAGAAGGGAGGCGGCCAACACCAUCCGCAGGUUCAUCAAGGGCUUCAUCUACCGCCAUAAUGAGCGUUGUCCUGAGAAUGAGUACUUCCUGGAUUAUGUGCGCUACUCCUUCCUAAUGAAGCUGCGCAGGAACCUCCCCAAGACAGUCCUGGACAAGAGCUGGCCCACGCCCCCAACCGCCCUCAUCGAGGCGUCGGAACAGCUACGUAAACUGUACAUGCAGAACAUGGUGUGGAGCUACUGCAAGAGGAUCAACCCAGAGUGGAAACACCAGUUGGAGCAGAAAAUGGUGGCCAGUGAGAUCUUCAAAAACAAGAAGGACAACUACCCCCAAAGUGUCCCAAAGCUCUUUGUGGGCACACGACUCAAUGGAGAGGAGAUUAACCCCAAGGUGUUGCAGUCACUUGGCAGUGAGAAGAUGAAGUAUGCAGUCCCAGUGACCAAGUACGACAGGAAGGGCUACAAGGCGCGACCAAGGCAGCUGCUGCUCACCUCCAACAGUGCCGUCAUCGUAGAGGAGGCCAAGCUCAAGCAGCGCAUCGACUACGCCGCCCUCAAAGGCAUUUCAGUCAGCUCGCUCAGUGAUGGCGUCUUCGUACUGCAUGUGCCCACUGAAGACAAAAAACAGAAGGGAGAUGUGGUGCUACAGAGUGACCACAUCAUCGAGACCCUGACCAAAGUGGCCAUCUGUGCUGACAAGGUCAACAGCAUCAACAUCAACCAGGGAAGUAUAACUUUCACCAUGGGCCAAGGUAAAGAAGGGAUCAUAGACUUCACCUCUGGCUCUGAGCUGCUGGUUGCCAAGGCGAAGAAUGGCCACCUCUCAGUGGUGAGUCGGAAUAACGGAGGGAUAUAAAGCAUCAGUCCUCCCCUACAGGACUAAGACAACUGCCCCUCGACUGAACUCAAGAUGAUAGCCAUGACUGAUCAUCUGACCACGCCAAGGAAGUCCUUCCUAGAAUACGCUCCCAUUCACCAAUCACAACCGCAGACCAGGCUCUGCCUAAGCCAAUCAAAUGCCAGCUCUCGCUACAUGAACGGCAUGUGCUUCCAACUAAGAAAAAGUCCAGCGAAACUAAUUGAUAUUUAUGUUUAUAUAUUUUUGGGAUUAAUACUUGUUAUUUGAAUAUCACGAUUUUAUAUAUGAAGCCAAGGAAUAACAAUGUUUUGGUGCAUUUUUGCCUGCACUACUUAUGCCUGUCUUGCUUAAUUUGGGAACAUGACCAAGCAAUCAAGGGUCUCCUUUGCUUUUUCUUUCUGUCAUUCUUUUUUCACAAUAUUUUCUCUGUUCAGCAGUGUAGACUUUACACCCUCUCUGAUACUGCUCUGUUAACUGUUUGGGGAAGAAGCUUUUGUUAAAGUUGAGAUGCAGUACAUGGCUGAUGGUAUGUAGGCUAGGUUUGUUAUAAACUAUCGAGGAGCAGGGAAUCUGGUAGAGAAGUUCAUAAGAAUAGUUUAUUUUUUUCAAACUUGUUUAGACUCGGACGCAAUACUCUUGAGGUUUUUGAAACCGAAGGAUAUCAACAGAGAAGUCAUGUGGGUGUGUGACCUUUGACCCAGAGCAUACUGUCCAGAAUGUGGUCAGAAUUUGGUCUGUGCCAUAGAUCACUAAAUCGUUCUUUGAUGUAGAUGUCAUGUAGCCCAAAUGAAAGUGGAAACCAAAGCAUUUUGGUGAGCAGAAUGUUGAAAUGAGAUUUUAUAAUAGAUUUAUAAUGGAAACACCAUAGUGAAUGGCCUUUACAAUAUAUAAGAGAUAAAGAAAGUGAGAAAGAAAUUAGGAAAAAGGUGUGAGAAUGAAAAUGGGGGGGGAGAAUAGAAAACCGUUUUGUCUUUCCAUUUAUCGCUUGUUUGUUCCCAAUGAUUGUGCCUUUCUCCUUUACUAAGUUAUUGUUAAUGGAUUAUUUAUGUCGAUACACCAAUUAAACAAUGACACUUUGGGGAUGACGUUGAGUCCACUGUUGUUAGAGACAGAUAUGUCUCGUAUACGCUCAGGAUGGCCUACGAAAAAUACUUCAGACACACACGUUUCACUCCCAAGUUAAACCCGUAGAGUAAAAGGUUUUUGGAAACAUGUUAUGAUCCAUUUGCUUUCCAUUGUGUCAGGUUCCCAGGCUGCCAUUUCCACACUCUGGUUAUGUGUAGCAGCUCAUCAGGAUAUAGUAGUAGUCAGAACAACAUCCAUUACUUAUUUUACCACAUUUACCAUUUUACUUUCCUGAUGAGGAUUUUUGUGCUAGCUUUGUGACAGGGACAAUGCUAAAGACGAAUGCACUACAGAUUUGAUAUAGCAUUUUCACAGUGUUAGGCUAUAAUACAGCCAAGCUGAUACUGGUGUCUCAACAAAAUACAGCCUAGCCCUCUCAACAUGCGGUUAUUGUUUUGAUUGGCACUUCCAAACCCAGGUCUUCAAGAGCGAUGAGGCCCUAGGCACAGCAUUCAAGUGCAGUUAAGUAUUUUCCUGGUGUUUAAUACCUACAUCAUAGGUUAUACUCAUAGCCAAGGGUGUUCUUCACAGAAAGCACAUGGAUCAAUGGUAACAUCCUUAGGAACACUUAUCAAUCUUUGUAACAAACCAGAGGUCUAUUGGUAUGACCCACGUGAGUGACACUACAGUUCAUAGAUUGAAUCUACGCACCUCUCCCCAGCUGUGACUUUCUGAGCUACGUUUCGCUCUUCACGUUUCUGUGCUGCUUCUUCUUUGCAUUGCCUCUCGAGUGCCCCUCCCAUCCUCCUCCCUCUAUGACCCAGCCUCUGAACUGUGUCCAGCUGACAACCCAAUGAAUGAGCGGUAAGACAGGUGCAAUAUGCCUAAAUAAAGGUGUGCCACAGCACUGACACUAGACAAAGAAGCAAUAGUGGAUGCAAUGUCUGUUAAUUGUCUGUUGAAUGAUUAUAUGUCAAUUAAAGUGUUAUUUUCCUGGUUGGAGAUGUGUUUGGUUAGCCUGGUCCCAGAUCUGUUUGCGCUCGCUUGCCAAUUCCAAUGCCAGACGGCACAAACAGAUCUGUGACCAGACUAUUGUGUUCUGUGCACUAAUAAGAAAUUUGAGCCAAGUGAGGAUUUGUAGAAGUGUAACAUGCAUUUUGUCUUCUUCAAAAACUUUGUUGCUAAUGUGCCUUGAGUUUAAUAGAAAUACAACCAAUUUUGUAUGAAAUUCAGUGACAAAUACCUCCUUGACGAUGUCACUUAUUCCAGAGUAAAAAAAGUGUAUAUAUACACCCAAAAAUCUGAUUCCUCCUUUAAAAUGUCAUAGAUUCUCUGUAAAGCCUGUCUCCCCAUGUUUAAUCAUUUACAAUACACAAGUUCAGUCCUGAAUUACUGUAUGCACAAACAUGUAGAAUUAGACCAACACACUAAAGAUGAAUUACUAAAAUGUCAAAAUAAACUUAUUGAUUCUG
Messenger RNA from Salmo salar (Atlantic salmon), 6128 nucleotides. RefSeq names its product unconventional myosin-Ic. The record is from RefSeq and is a predicted model, not a curated record. Gene Ontology annotation, biological process: actin filament-based movement; actin filament organization; endocytosis. NCBI's taxonomy places the organism in Eukaryota, Metazoa, Chordata, Actinopteri, Salmoniformes, Salmonidae. Gene Ontology annotation, molecular function: microfilament motor activity; ATP binding; actin filament binding. Gene Ontology annotation, cellular component: plasma membrane; cytoplasm; microvillus.